CUGACUCUGGCUCUCAUGGCGGAGAUGGCUGAUUGAUGCCGAUGGGGUAGUUCAAAAAGAACCCGGUCCCCUCUGGCGCUGUUGUUUCCCAUCUGCUUUUUUCUCGGCUGUCAAUCCAUUUUCUCUAUUCUUCUCUCUUCUAUUCUAUUCUCUUCUCUUCUUUUCGCCGUCUGGAACGGUUGAUCUUUGACUGGGUCACCUUAUUCAGAGGUAGAAAUACUAUACAUUCAGGCCAUUGCUUCAUCAUGGCCAAAACUCAAGAUCCCGAGGCAUCUACGGACCUCCACAAGGAGGUGGCUGUGGAGAUGGACAAUGUGAUGGAUGACCCUAAAGUCGCCAUGGAAUUCAACGAGGCUGCCAUGGACGCAGAGCUCCAGCAGCUCGAGGUGCAACUGCAGGGCGUGAAGAAGUCCCGGUGGGAGUUCAGCUUGGCCAGCCCUGCCACCUUCACCUACAUUCUCGUCGCAUUUGCCUCGAUGGGUGGUCUCCUUUCUGGUCUUGACCAGUCUCUGAUCAGUGGAGCCAACCUCUACCUGCCUAAAGACUUGCACUUGUCCGAUAACGAGAGCAGCCUGGUUAACGGUGGUAUGCCUCUGGGUGCUGUCGCUGGUGCUCUCACACUCUCUCCUUGCAACGAAUACCUGGGUCGUCGCAUGGCAAUCAUCGUCUCUUGCAUCCUGUACACUAUUGGUGCUGGCCUGGAAGCUGGUGCUGUCAACUUCGGUAUGAUGUUUGCUGGUCGUUUUAUUCUGGGCAUGGGUGUUGGUUUGGAGGGUGGCACUGUCCCCAUCUAUGUGGCCGAGUGUGUCCCCGUCAAGCUGCGUGGUAACAUGGUCUCGCUGUACCAAUUGAACAUUGCGCUGGGUGAAGUCUUGGGAUACGCCGUGGCUGCCAUCUUCGUCGAUGUCAAGGGCAACUGGCGUUAUAUUCUUGGAUCCUCCCUGGUCUUCUCCACCAUCCUUUUUGUUGGAAUGCUGUUCCUUCCCGAGAGUCCCCGUUUCCUGAUGCACAAGGGCAAGGAGGUCGAGGCCUAUGGGGUCUGGAAGCGUAUCCGUGGAUUUAAUACCAUUGAGGCCAAGGACGAGUUCCUCGGAAUGAGACAGGCAGUCUCGGCAGAGAACCAAGAGCAACAGAACACCAAGAAGCUGCCUUGGAUGGACUUCUUCACGGACCCCCGUGCUCGUCGCGCCUUGGUCUAUGCUAAUAUCAUGGUUUUCCUUGGUCAAUUCACCGGUGUCAACGCUGUCAUGUACUACAUGAGUGUUCUGAUGUCUAACAUUGGAUUCGACGACAAGACCAGUGUCUUCAUGUCUCUGGUCGGUGGUGGCUCUCUCAUGCUUGGUACCAUCCCCGCCGUCAUGUACAUGGAGAGAUUUGGCCGUCGCUACUGGGCCAACGCUAUGCUGCCCGGUUUUGUCAUCGGUCUUGCUCUUGUCGGUGCCGGAUACACUAUCGACUACAAUGUCUAUCCAGCUGCCGCCGAGGGUCUCUACUUGACUGGUAUCAUCUUGUACAUGGGCUUCUUCGGUUCAUACGCCUGUCUCACCUUCGUUCUGCCCGCCGAGUCCUUCCCCACCUACCUCCGUAGUUACGGUAUGACCGUUUCCGAGGCCAACCUUUUCCUCUCCUCCUUCAUCGUCACCUACAACUUCACUGCCAUGAUGAACUCAAUGACCCGUAUCGGUCUGACCCUUGGUUUCUACGGUGGUAUCGCCGUCCUCGGCUGGUUCUACCAGAUCCUCUUCAUGCCCGAGACUAAGAACAAGUCCCUCGAGGAGAUUGACGAUAUCUUCUCCAAGCCUACUUCCGUUAUCGUGCGGGAGAAUGUCAAGAACACCGCUGAAGUCAUUCGUGACUUGUUGAGCUUCCGCUGGAAGAAGGUGUUUGUUCCUAGUGCGUGAUGUAUUGUUGUCGAGGUGAAGUUUGAGAAUUUUAUAUAUACCCACUUUCAACACAAAAUGGUUUGAUUAUGAUUGAAAGUUAUACGAUGUUUGAUUAACGAUAAAACGCUUAUAAAUAAAUAUAUUUUGUAUGCCUAUACUAUUUCAUAUAUUGUUUCAUAUCAUCUACCCUCAUUUUGCAGCUCUAAGACCAUUGGAUAUAAAAUCAUAGUAUGUAAUCCACUACAAGUAAUCGAAACAUAUCCCAAGGGAAAACAG
Aspergillus wentii DTO 134E9 is the source of this 2159-nucleotide messenger RNA. RefSeq names its product putative MFS sugar transporter. Gene Ontology annotation, biological process: transmembrane transport. The record is from RefSeq and is a predicted model, not a curated record. The transcript has 2 exons. NCBI's taxonomy places the organism in Eukaryota, Fungi, Ascomycota, Eurotiomycetes, Eurotiales, Aspergillaceae. The coding region runs from base 246 to 1901 and encodes 551 amino acids. Gene Ontology annotation, cellular component: membrane. Gene Ontology annotation, molecular function: myo-inositol:proton symporter activity.